CGGGAAAGCUUAUGGCUGUUUCAUGUGCUUAGCUCUUGGGCGACGAACACGCGGGUUUCAUCCGAGGUACACAUUCGAGCUACGGCCCUCAGGCUGAUGGAAAGGCUGAGCAUAUGGGGUUUUGAGGCCGCCCAAGCUCUUCGCAUGUACAGCAUGCAUAAUAUGCUCCAGUUAGCGUUACGGCGGUGAUUUCAAUCAGCGUUGGACCCUCCUUGCGCCUGCUCGAAGACUUUACGCAGCCAAUUUCAACUGCUGCUGGUGUCUGCACUUCCUCCCUAGCGGUCCCAUCCUACGUCUACAUCAAUUCCAAGAGCGACCAAUCAAGAAUAUCCAAGAAUAUGGCGAACGCCAGCUCACUGACCAACACCACGCUUACGAGCGUCAACUCCACGCUCGCAAGCAACCUGACCCUUUGCGCGCACAAGGCUCUCUAUCUAGCCCAUGCUAGCAACAAAACCGUCGGCGCGAUCUGGGCUGCGUCUUUCGUCAUAGGGUCCUACUUCCCCGGCAUCUACCUUGUCGCCUGCGCCGCAUUCGGCUAUUUUGACGACGCAGACCGCUACCACUUGUUCGGCAGCGUCGUGAGUCCACUGGCGACUGGAUUCUUCGUGCUGACUUUGGUCAGUAUCAUCCUGGCCCAGCAGUGGGGAGAUUACUGCAAAGCUGGGUCUAGUCACAAAAGUGACGCAGGAACGUGGGCGGUGCUGGCAAUAUUCGUGCUGGUUCCCCUUGUUGUUAUGAUUGUGCUCAGUGCUUCGGUCUUGGUGGGGAGUGUACAUGGGAUAUGGAGCUCAUACGGUCGACAGGUGCGAUGGUGGCAUCCGACACUGCGAGUGCGCUUGCUGCAACGACGACGCGCCAGGACUGCCUCUAAGAAGGAUGGCGUUGCGGUUAGCGGUAGUUCUGCCCAACUCGCCAACGACGGGGUUUCAGAAUCGCAGUAUCAGCUCGCUAGCGUCGACGGCGCCUCUGCUGCAAGUCGCGAGCUUGAGGAUGGGGCUGUCGGAGCUCACUAUGGGGAACUUUUGUUUCCGCACAUAAAGGACACCGCUGCUCCGCCGCAGUAUACGCCGUAGUGAGGCGAGUGGCACGGUUACUACACGCAGACGCGGCUUUAGGUUCGUUAG
This is a messenger RNA of Baudoinia panamericana UAMH 10762, 1127 nucleotides long. RefSeq lists its product as uncharacterized. The record is from RefSeq and is a predicted model, not a curated record. NCBI's taxonomy places the organism in Eukaryota, Fungi, Ascomycota, Dothideomycetes, Mycosphaerellales, Teratosphaeriaceae. Bases 339 to 1076 code for a protein of 245 amino acids. The transcript has a single exon.